Diaporthe batatas is the source of this 750-nucleotide messenger RNA. RefSeq lists its product as uncharacterized. The transcript has 3 exons. Bases 1 to 750 code for a protein of 249 amino acids. Lineage: Eukaryota; Fungi; Ascomycota; Sordariomycetes; Diaporthales; Diaporthaceae. The record is from RefSeq and is a predicted model, not a curated record.
AUGGCGGCGACGACGAGCGACGAGAACAGCACCGGCGGAGGUGUAGGACUCACGACGGGCGGAACUGGCGCGGCGCCCACUGUCAAGAUGCAACAGUCGCGGCAGGACGCGCCAGCUGUCACACCGGCGACUGUGACCGCAGCAGCGGCACCCGCCAUGACGACGGCUUCGGCAGCGGCGACGGCCGUGGCAGCGGCCGCCGCGGCCACGGCUGCCGCAUCGCCUACUGCCUCUGGGGCAAACGGUAGUGGUGGCAACAACAACGGGGUCGGCAAUAGUUCGCCGACGACAGCGGCGCAGACAGUGGCGGCCAUCAAUAAGAAACGCAAGAAGGAAGGCCUGAAGCCCAUCAUCACGACGGACAACCCGGCGACUGGGUCAACCCUGUCUUGCUCGCGUCUGAUGCUGGACCCUGGAUCUGGUCUGUGUGUCGCCGCCCAUCCUGGGUCGUGUCCUGCUGUGCGGUGGUUCCGCAGCAUGGGGGACGUGAAUCGAGCACAGGUCGCAUUCUGGUUCAUGAUCGCUGCCAGAAAGAGGCCCAUUUCGAACUUGCUGAGCGGGUGGCGCAUUGGUGGUAUUGGUGGCGAUGGCAAGGAGGACGGGCUCAGAUGGACGCGUGCAAAGCUGAGUCGGGCAAGGAUCUGGCCAGGAGAGCACUGCGGCCGAAAGAGAAGUUUUGCGGGGACGGAAGACGGUGGAAUCCCAAACAAAGACCACUUGUCCCCACGGAAUCUGGCCCCGAGGCUGUGA